Messenger RNA from Colletotrichum destructivum, 1842 nucleotides. RefSeq names its product Putative gamma-glutamylcyclotransferase. NCBI's taxonomy places the organism in Eukaryota, Fungi, Ascomycota, Sordariomycetes, Glomerellales, Glomerellaceae. Gene Ontology annotation, molecular function: gamma-glutamylcyclotransferase activity. The coding region runs from base 210 to 1469 and encodes 419 amino acids. The record is from RefSeq and is a predicted model, not a curated record. The transcript has a single exon.
UGUUUUUUUCUUUUGGCUCCUCAACCAUAGAGUUUCUGGUUCUUCCCUCUCGAGCACGCAUCCCUGGCAGCAUCCUAGCUUUUGCGACGCAUUGGCAGCAAGCCGCCCGGUGAUCCUCACCAGCUCAGCUCACAGCUCAGCUUAGCUCGUACAGCUAGCUACUCACGAGUCACGACUGCCGCCUCUCAUCCGUCCGAUAAGCUACCAAAAUGACGACUGCGAUCCCCCAGGAACCGGUGUGUCUGCUCCAGCGCAUCUGCAAAGUUGCCUCGACGCCGGCGACGACACCAACCUCUGCCCGCUCGAAACCGUCGUACCCACCCGUCUCCAGCAUCCCGCGGACUUCCCCUUCGCGCCUGGCUGCGGCCUCGCCGGACGCACCCUCGUCGCCCGGCGAUAACGACGACGACGCCACCACGCAAUCCACGGUCCUCUACCUCGCCUACGGCUCCAACCUCAGCGCGGAGACCUUCCUCGGCACCCGCGGUAUCCGCCCGCUCUCCCGGGUCAACGUCUCCGCCCCGUCCCUCACACUCGUCUUCGACCUCCCCGGCCUGCCCUACCGCGAGCCGUGCUUCGCCAACUCGGCGCCGCGGAAAGUGCCCAAGCUCCCCGACCCCUCCGACCCGCCCAAGCUCCCGCCCGUCCCGCCGCUGCCGCCCCCGACGUCCUCCGCGUCCCAGUCCGGCUCGUCCGCAGACCUCGGCUGGGACAAGGGCCUCUUCGGCGUCGUGUACGAGGUCACGCCCGAGGACUACGCCACCAUCGUCGCGACCGAGGGCGGCGGCUCCUCGUACGCCGACAUCCUGACCCCUUGCAUCCCGCUCCCGCCCCGCGUCUCCGUCCCCGAGAAGCCGCCCAUCGACAUCCCGCGCCCCUUCCUCGCCCACACCCUCUACUACCCCGAUAUCCCCGACGCCCCGGAUGACGACGACGACGACAAGGACGACCCCAAGAAGCCCCAGGAUCCCCGCAAGAAAUGGUACUGGCGCUUCCUUCGACCCAACCGCCGCCCGGACCCGGCCUACGCGCAGCCCUCGGCGCGCUACCUCAAGCUCAUCACCGACGGCGCCGCCGAGCACGAGCUGCCGGACGACUACCAGCGCUGGCUCGGCGGCCUGCGCGCCUACGCGCCGACGACGUGGCGGCAGCGGGCCGGCCGCUGGCUCCUGACGGCGCUGUUCCUGCCCGUCCUGCUGCUCUUCUUCCUGCUCAGCAAGCGGGCCGCGAACAAGGAGGGUAAGGCGCCGCUGUGGCUCGGCGUGACGCUGGGCGUCAUCUUCCACCUGCUCUGGACGGUGUACGACGUCGUGUUGAAGCCCGUGUUCGGGGAUGGCGAGAGGACGCAGGAUGAGGAGAAGGAGAAGGAGAAGGACGGGGGCGGGGGGACGUUCCGGAAGAGGUCGUGGAGGGGUCGGUUUGCGUGUACUGACGAGGAGAAGGUGGGACUUUUGGAGCACAUGGACUGAAGAAAUCGAGGGGAUUAUCAUCGCGUGCACACACACACACACACACACGCACGCACACACACUACAAUCUUUCGGUACAAUAGCGUUUCUUUUUCUCAAAUGCUACGGACCCACAAAAUCGACCAGAACAACGUCGUCAUUGCUUAACCUGUCUAUAUCCUUUUCCCACAUCCAUGCCGCUGUGGUACAAUCCAGGGAUAUCAAUGUUCAUCUCAUGAAAGUGAGACGGAAAAAAAGACAAAAACCCAUACUCCGGCGGCCGUUCACGCGCGGACGACGUCACGCAUCCUUAGCACCGCCACCUGCAGUACUGUUCCAUAUUAUCCGUAUGCUUUUUAUGCCACAAUAUCUCUCCCCAUCUGCUCUCUCCACU